Molecule: messenger RNA, 2580 nt
Organism: Rhinocladiella mackenziei CBS 650.93
Lineage: Eukaryota; Fungi; Ascomycota; Eurotiomycetes; Chaetothyriales; Herpotrichiellaceae
Exons: 1
Coding region: 1-2580 (859 amino acids)
Biological process (GO): ribosomal small subunit biogenesis
Cellular component (GO): nucleolus
Molecular function (GO): protein binding; RNA binding
Source: RefSeq, a predicted model, not a curated record
AUGCCGCGGCAGAAUGCGAAGCCCCAGAACGGCGUGAAGUUGCCGUUUGCAUUACGGAAAGAGCUCGGUCUAGAAUCGAAGCGACCAGGUGUUCGAAGACAGUAUGGAACAGUGAAGAAUAGGAAGGAGGAGCGCAAGACAAAGAGGCAAGAGAAAAGACAAAAUAAAAGGGGCUCAAAAUUUCGGAACAUUCUCGAUGUUGAUGAAGAUGGAUCUACGGAGGAAGAGCUCGAAGAAGACGACAAGGGCGAAAACCCUUCUCGUCCCCGGCUUGCAGAAAGGAGUGCGGCGAAGAUGGAUGUCAGAACAGGCGAACCAAAACCGAAAUCAAUACUGAAGAGGCCGAGGCAUCCAUCAACGUCGUUGUCCGAGACGUCGUCUCUGCCCAGUUCUCGUCCAACCUCCCCAGGUCUCGUUCUGGACGCCAAUUCGCGUGCAUACAAAGAGCGUGCUGCGCAGGAUGAUGCCGAAAUUAGCACCCUCGAGAAAAAGCUUGGAUUGAAGAAAAACAAAUUGUCCAAACCUUUUGCGGAUGACGGGUUGGAUGAUUUACUGGACGGUCUCCAAGAGCAGGACCGGGGAACGAAACGAAAGAACGAGGGCAAAGAGUGGUUAGAGAGGAAGAGAAGGAAGGUCUCUAUUGGGAAUGAAGAAGGCGACGAAGAGGAUGCGUUCGAUCUAGAUGAAGAGAGCGUCGGAGAAGACCUUGAUAGUCUGAACGACGAGGAGGCCGAUAGUGAAGACGAUUUAUCCGAGGUGGAUCGAGAAGACGGCCUCGACGAAGAAAACAGUGCCGAUGACGACUUCGGACCGGACGACGGAGAUGACUUCGAGGGCUUUGAGACUGAAGAAGAAGCUUCACCGGCUCAACCCAGGAGAGUGCGAGAGAAUCCCUAUAUCGCUCCGGUAUCUUCAGAAACACCUCCGGCAAAGUACAUCCCUCCGUCAUUGAGAAAAGCGCCGAAUUCGGAAGCGCCAUCAUUGGGGAAAUUGAAACGACAAAUACAAGGCCACUUAAACAAACUGUCUGAAGCCAACCUAGUCUCAAUUUUGGGCGAGAUCGAAAAGAUCUACCAAUCGAACCCUAGACAAGAUGUUACUUCCGUGCUCAUCGAUCUGCUCCUGACGCUCUUCUCAAACAAAUCAACACUCCAGAAUACAUUUGUCAUUCUCCACGCGGCGUUCACGGCUGCAGUCUACAAAGUUGUCGGCGUUGACUUUGGGGCAGAAGCACUUUCGCAACUCGUUGAUCGCUUUGAGCAAUAUCACCACGACACUUCUACUGGAAAAGAAGCACUGAAUUUGAUCAGCCUCCUGUCCCAUUUCUUUACGUUCCACAUCGUUGGCAGCGUCAUCAUCUUCGACCAUAUCCGCCUCUUGCUGGCGAAACUGAGCGAAAACAACACAGAACUAUUACUUCGACUGGUUCGAGAUUGUGGUCCUCAGCUCAGACAAGACGAUCCAUCUUCACUCAAAGCUGUUGUACAAUUGAUGCAAAAGGAAGUAGCGCACAUGAACUCCGCAGGAGAGCAGAUGAGUGUCCGGACCAAAUUCAUGAUUGAGACGAUCACGGAUUUGAAAAACAAUAAAAUGAGAGCCGCCACGAGUAACACCGGAGUCUCCAGCGAGCACAUCACACGCAUGAGAAAAGUACUCGGGUCAUUGAAUAGUCGCAACCUCAAAGCCUCCGAGCCAUUAAGAAUAAGUCUUGACGACAUCAAAAGUAGCGACCAAAAGGGGAGGUGGUGGCUUGUGGGAGCCAGAUGGAAAGGGAACGAGCCAACAACGACAACAACGGCGGCGGCGGAUGAAUUUAUUAAUACAUCCGCUCGAAAUGCCCCACUGCUCGACGAUGAUGCGGAUUCGAUCGAUCUCCUUGCCCUCGCUCGACAAUAUGGCAUGAACACCGACGUGAGACGGUCAAUCUUUGUCGCACUCCUAUCGGCUGUCGACUAUCAAGAUGCGUACAUGAGAGUGCUCAAGCUCCGUCUCAAGCGAUCUCAGGAGCAAGAGAUUCCCAAAGUCCUUCUCCGUUGUGCCGCCGGGGAGAAGCCAUAUAAUCACUACUAUACACUUGUGGCGAAGAAACUUUGCCUCGACAAGAGAAUGCGCAAAGCCUUCCAAUUCGCGCUAUGGGGCUUCUUCCGGCGAUUGGGCGAGAAUCCAGAUCUGGAGGACGAAUACGAUGAGCAAGACGAGCAGAAUGUGGUGGAAAUCAGCGAAAUCGCCAAUCUAGCACGGUUGUUUGCGCAUCUGAUUCUCGACGGAGCAGAAACGGUUGGCGUGCUAAAAGUCCUGGAUCUGGCUUAUGUCAAAGAGCGAACGAUGAUGUUUGUCGAGUUGUUGUUCAUCAUGGUCAUGACGGAGGCGAAGGAUAAAGAAAAUUCAUUGGCCCGAGUGUUUGAGCGCGUGGUCGAGACGCCGCAGAUUCUCAAGAGAUUGCAGUUCUUCAUCAAGAAAAAUGUGUGGAAGUCGGAUUUGGUGGCUAAAGCUGACAGAGAAGUGGUCAAGCGAGGCUGUAAGGUUGCGUUGGAGACUCUGGGUCGUUUGAACAUGGGGACUUCUGCGCUCGAUGACUGA